AUGGGAAGAGGAGGCCAAGGAGAGACAAAUGCUGUUGAUGUCAAGAGGCCGCUGCAAGAGUAUACCUGGGACGACAUCAAGGAUAAAACAACAAAUGAGGGCAAAUGGUUGGUCAUCGAUGGACAGGUUUAUAAUGUGACGAGCUGGUCACGGCGACAUCCUGGUGGCUCCAAGAUCAUUAGUCAUUAUGCAGGUCAAGACGCCACAGAUGCCUUUAGAGCUUUCCACAAUGAUCUGAAGCUUGUGCAGAAGUACAUGAAAGCCAUUCAUAUUGGCAGUGUCAAGGAGUCACAGCUACAAGUGAAACCUGUAGAGAAGGAUUUCAGAGAGCUUCGAGAUGUUGCCGAAAAAAUGGGUCUGUUCCAGCCCAACCUGGUGUUCUUCCUGCUACACUUGCUGCACAUCCUGUUGUUGGACCUGGCCGGCUGGGCUGUGAUGUACCAGUUUGGGGCUGGCUGGGGGCCGUAUGUUGUGUCACUGAUGUUGGUGUCCACAGCUGAGGCACAGGUCAGCUGGCUGCAGCAUGACUUUGGACAUCUGUCUGUGUUCAGGAACAGACCAAAGCUGGAUCAUCUGCUGCACUUUCUUACAAUGGGGGUUAUCAAGGGAGCCUCCCCAUCCUGGUGGAACCACAUGCACUACCAACAUCAUGCCAAACCUAAUGUGAUAGACAAAGAUCCAGAUGUCCGCAUUGAGGCUUUGUUUGUCGUUGGAGACAAGAUGCCUGUCCAGGUGGCCAAGGAGAGCAAGAAAAGCAUGCCUUACAACUGGCAGAGUUACUACUUCUUUCUGUUGGGACCACCUCUGCUGUUUCCUGUUUACUUUCAAGUCAUGUUGUUAAGAUACAUCAUUACGAGGAGAGCCUGGCUGGAUCUGCUGGUUGUGGCACUGUUCUUCACCAAGCUCUUCUACCUGUAUGGCCCCAUUCUUGGAUACUGGGGAGCCCUGGCGUUCUACUUCUUCUUCAGAUGUCUGGAGAGUCACUGGUUCACCUGGGUGGCACAGUCCAACCAUAUUCCCAUGGAGAUCAACCAUGACACCGGUUUGCCCUGGUUACAGCUGCAGCUGCAGGCUACCUGUAAUGUUGAGCAGAGCUUCUUCAAUGACUGGUUCACUGGACACCUCAACUUUCAGAUAGAGCACCACCUGUUUCCCACGAUGCCCCGCCACAACCUGCACAAGGUGGCUCCUCUGGUGAAGUCUGUCUGUGAGAAACAUGGUAUUCCCUACAAGGUCAAGCCUCUGGGUACAGCAUUCGCAGAUAUUGUUCGGUCUCUGAAGCAUUCUGGUGAACUUUGGUACUCCACCUAUCAAGCCUACCACACACCUGCGUCCUGA
This is a messenger RNA of Candidula unifasciata, 1338 nucleotides long. The record is from the annotation of a GenBank genome assembly. NCBI's taxonomy places the organism in Eukaryota, Metazoa, Mollusca, Gastropoda, Stylommatophora, Geomitridae.